This is a messenger RNA of Guyanagaster necrorhizus, 1292 nucleotides long. Its product is annotated as manganese peroxidase 3. Gene Ontology annotation, molecular function: heme binding; peroxidase activity. The coding region runs from base 77 to 1198 and encodes 373 amino acids. NCBI's taxonomy places the organism in Eukaryota, Fungi, Basidiomycota, Agaricomycetes, Agaricales, Physalacriaceae. The transcript is spliced from 15 exons. Gene Ontology annotation, biological process: response to reactive oxygen species; hydrogen peroxide catabolic process; cellular response to oxidative stress. The record is from RefSeq and is a predicted model, not a curated record.
CGCGACGUGUUAUUGGACGGGCCCGUCUCACAGUUUUGUCUUCAUGUCUUGUUUUUGGAAUGAGAGAGGCGUAUAAAUGCUGGACAAGGUGAGCCUUCACUGCAGUAGUCAACACUACAUGGCUUUUGCACACCUCCUUGCUGUUCUCUUCUCUCUUGCCGUUGUACGCCAGUCCGACGCUGCCCUCACCAAGCGAGUGGCAUGCGCCGAUGGUAUUCACACCGCCACCAAUGAGGCUUGCUGUGCACUAUUCCCCGUCAUGGACGACAUCCAAGCGAACCUGUUCGAUGGAGGAGAGUGCGGAGAAGACGUACACGAGUCGCUUCGUUUGACCUUCCAUGAUGCAAUCGGCUUUUCUUUUACUGAAGGCGGUGGUGGUGCUGAUGGAUCCAUCAUCAUCUUCUCCGAUAUUGAAACGAACUUCCACGCAAACAUCGGCAUCGACGAAAUAGUGGAAGAACAGAAGCCAUUUAUUGCCCGUCACAACAUUACUCCAGGAGACUUCAUCCAGUUCGCUGGCGCAGUUGGGGUGUCCAAUUGUCCAGGUGCUCCACAAUUGGAAUUCUUGUUGGGACGACCCCCAGCCACUGCACCCUCACCUGAUCUCCUCGUUCCCGAGCCUUUCGAUACGGUGACAUCCAUAAUUGCCAGAUUUGCCGACGCAGGUUUCAAUUCGUCUGAAAUCAUCGCUCUUCUAUCUUCGCAUACUGUUGCUGCUGCUGAUCACGUAGACCCGACGAUUCCGGGCACUCCAUUUGACUCAACUCCGUUCACCUUCGACACCCAAAUCUUCGUAGAAGUCCAACUGCGGGGCACUCUCUUCCCCGGCACUGGUGGUAAUCAGGGUGAAGUUGAGUCGCCACUGGAAGGAGAGCUGCGACUCCAAUCAGACUCUUCGUUGGCUCGGGAUUCGAGAACAAACUGCGACUGGCAGUCUUUCGUCGGUGAACAAGUAAAGAUGCAGACCCAGUUCAAGGCCGCUAUGUCGAAACUUGCUGUCCUCGGACAAGACGUAUCUCAGAUGGUGGAUUGCUCUGAGGUAAUCCCAGUCCCUCCGCCACCUGUCACGCUAGAGGCAUUCUUGCCUGCUGGGUUGGACAUGAAUGACAUAGAACAAGCGUGUGCCACUGCCGCUUUCCCCAUUCUCACGGCUCAGCCUGGGCCUGUCACCAGUGUUGCUCCAGUCCCACCAUCCUAAGCGCAUACAAGCAGGAAUGUUUCUCAUUUAACUUGAAAUGUAACAACUGUAACUGUAACUGUAACUGAUCGAAAAUCCAAUAAGUGUUGUUUGU